This is a messenger RNA of Rangifer tarandus platyrhynchus (Svalbard reindeer), 360 nucleotides long. The record is from the annotation of a GenBank genome assembly. NCBI's taxonomy places the organism in Eukaryota, Metazoa, Chordata, Mammalia, Artiodactyla, Cervidae.
AUGACGGCUGGUUCCCCCAGGCAGCUGAGAGCCUGGGUGGCUCCCCUGCAGCUUCCUCGAGAGAUCCUCUGGGGGUUUCCCCUGCCGGUGACCCAAGCGCAGGCCCAGAGAGCGGAGCUCCUGGUCUGCCCGUGGCCCCUGCUCUCCUGCCAGGCGCAGGGUCUGACCGUGGCCUCCCGCCUGAUCGGUGGCGCAGCAGAUGGUGCCGAUUGGAGCCCAGCUGGCACGUGGGCGGCUCUGAGGGAGCAGAAACGGCUUGGCGGGGAGGGGCCUGCUCCAGAGUCCGGGGCGCCCCCCAGGACAGGGCUAAAGAGGUCACGGCCACAUCAGGAGCUGCUGACCUUGGCCCUGGAGGGCUGA